This is a messenger RNA of Dichotomopilus funicola, 1074 nucleotides long. Its product is annotated as Deoxyhypusine synthase. The record is from RefSeq and is a predicted model, not a curated record. Gene Ontology annotation, cellular component: cytoplasm. Gene Ontology annotation, molecular function: deoxyhypusine synthase activity. Gene Ontology annotation, biological process: peptidyl-hypusine biosynthetic process. The transcript is spliced from 3 exons. Lineage: Eukaryota; Fungi; Ascomycota; Sordariomycetes; Sordariales; Chaetomiaceae. Bases 1 to 1074 code for a protein of 357 amino acids.
AUGGCCUCACAAGAUCCCCAACUCCCCCCAACAGGGGCUACGGAGGCAGUGCUGGUGAAAUCGGUUGAAAUGCCGGCCAAUGCACAGAAAGUAGAGGAGUUGGACUUCAACAAAUUUCGUGGUCGCCCAAUUACGGUGGAUGAUUUGUUCCAGGGGAUGAAGCAUAUGGGAUUUCAAGCAUCCUCUAUGUGCGAGGCUGUCCGGAUCAUCAAUGAGAUGCGCGCAUGGAAAGACCCCGAAUCGGGGGAUGGCACGACCAUCUUCCUCGGGUACACUUCCAACAUGAUCUCGUCCGGUCUCCGGGGUGUCUUCCGCUACCUGGUCCAGCACAAGCACGUAUCCGCCAUCGUCACCACUGCGGGCGGCAUCGAAGAAGACUUCAUCAAAUGCCUCGGCGACACCUACCUCUCCUCGUUCUCCGCCCGCGGCUCUGAGCUCCGCGCCCAAGGGCUCAACCGCAUCGGCAACCUGGUCGUGCCCAACUCCAACUACUGCGCCUUCGAGGACUGGGUCGUGCCCAUCCUCGACCAAAUGUUGGUCGAGCAGGAAGCGAGUAAAGGCACCGACGACGAGAUCCACUGGACGCCGUCCAAGGUGAUCCACCGGCUGGGCAAGGAGAUCAACGACGAGCGGUCGGUGUACUACUGGGCGUACAAGAACAACAUCCCGGUGUUUUGCCCAGCGCUGACGGACGGGAGCCUCGGGGACAUGCUGUACUUCCACACGUUCAAGUCGUCACCGCAGCAGCUGCGGGUAGAUAUUGUGGAGGAUAUCCGCAAGAUCAACACCAUUGCGGUGCGGGCGAAGCGCGCCGGGAUGAUCAUCUUGGGGGGUGGAGUGGUCAAGCACCAUAUUGCGAAUGCGUGCCUGAUGAGGAACGGGGCUGAGUCGGCGGUGUACAUCAACACGGCGCAGGAGUUUGACGGGAGUGAUGCGGGCGCCCGGCCGGACGAGGCCGUGUCGUGGGGGAAGAUCAAAGUUGGAGCGGAUGCGGUCAAGGUGUAUGUCGAGGCAACGACAUGCUUCCCAUUCAUUGUGGCUAACACGUUCGCCAAAGACGACCAAUAUCAAUAG